UGAUCUAGAUCUAGUAGAGUAAUUUAGAUUUACAUCUAGAAUUGAAUAAAAAGAUUCUAUUUCUAAAAUAUACUAUCUAGAUCUAGCUUCUAAUCUAAGUUGUUAAGUUCUACUGAUCAACUGAUCUCGAUCUAGUUAUUUUAGUCUGAAUAUAGCGAUGAUCUAAAUUAAUACAUUUUUAAAAAGAUUUUCUUUGGUUGAGUAUUAUACCAAUGGAUUGUGUCUAUUCUGCAGGUUAAACCAUUUAAAUUGUGAGAUUGGAAUGGAUAUUUCUUGUAAAUAUUAUAAAUUAUUCAGUAACAGUCUUCAGAUAUCUGAGUAAUACAAAAUAUAAUUGUUCAAGAUAUUGUUUAGUUAUUUGUUUGUUUACAACCUUAAAACAUAGCUAUAAUGGACAUGACUACAGUUGUAUGCUUGGAAUAACACUCAUAAAACAGCAUUAUAAAAUGAUUGUGAAGUAAGUCUAAAUGGAUUGAAUUUGUUGGAUAAAUCACUUAUCAAUAACCAAAAUAGUUGUCAAUUAAGACAUACUUUUCUAACGACCCUAUCAUGGUGAAUGUCAAGAGUGAAAUUGAUUACAAGUUGCCUAAAAAAAUGAAAAAGCGAAGACAAUUGGAUGCACUGGUAGACACCAUGAAAUUGCCGCGAGGUAGAAAGAACGGCUCAAGUGCUCAAGAGUUGCUAGACUACAACUCAGAUUCAUCAGAAGUUUCUGAGUUCUCAUUACCACCUAUAACUUCCAAACGAAAAAACCGAUGUUGUGUGUGUCAGAGUAUGAUAGCACGAAUCAGUCUAUUUAUAAUCUCCAUGGCGUGUAUGACAACAUGUUUUGGACUAAUCUGGGUCCAGUGGCACAUACGACAUGAAUUGAAUACUUUAAGGAGCCAGGUGCAUUCAGUGCAAUCUGCAGACAAAGCCUCACCUGAUGCUCAGUUAAAGCUACAGAAUCAAAUAGAGCAGGUGAACAAAACAUUAUUUGAUGUGAAGAAAGAAAUGGAAGGAUUCAAUAAAACCCUCAAAGAAAUGUCCAUCAAGAUCACAUCUCUGGAAGGAAAGAACUCUGAGCUUGAAAAGUCUGUUUUGGAUGCUAAAGAAUAUGUAGAUGCACCAUCCCAACUACAUACUUUAGCCAAUACUGUUGCCAAAUUGGGAAGUGACCAAAGUGCCAAGACAAUAGAAUUAGAAUCCAAACUGAAAGAAUUAGAGGAAUCAAUGAAGAAAGUAGCUCCCACAGAAGAUGCAGGCAUUAAUAACCAGUUAAUAAAGCAACAGUUGGCUGAUCUUCAGAAAAUAGUUGAAGCAGGAAUCAGCAAUCUGACUAAAGAUUUUAAUUUGCAUGAGUCCAAGAUCUCUUCAUUGGAGGUAUUAGUUCAGUCGCUAUCACAACAGUCUCCUUCAUUGAAUAGUUCCAGUAGCAGUGAGGUUGUAUCUAAACUUUCUGAGCAAGUCAGUGCCACACUGGAUGAUUUGAAACAGACUUAUCUCUCUGGCAAUGUCACAGAACGAGGAGAAUUUUUAGCAUUUAAGCAAGAAACAUUGAGUAACACAGAGAAAAUUAACCAGACCCUUUAUACCCUAAGCCAUGAGUUUGAAGAUCUCUCUUUGCAUUUGAAUACCAUAGACUCAGCUGUUUUAAAUGUGACAUCUGUAUUGAACCAGUUGAAAAAUCAGGUCAAAUACACAACUGAAACUCCAAGUCAAUCUACUUUAACUAAAACUACCAAAUAACUUCAUGUUCAUGUCAUCUUUGUACCAAUACAUAUUUUUCAGGACUUUCAAAAGAUGUGCAUUUAAAACUUAUUCAUUUUCUAAAUCUUAUAAAUUUCUAAAAAAAAAACCAAAACCAACACAUUUUAUGAAUUGCAUAAAUCUUUACCAGUCUUCAUUCAAGAAAAGAAUGUAUGUCAUCUUAUUCUUCUUGCAAUAGCCAGCCAUCAUUCCUAGUAGUUUCAAGUGUUGACGUAAAUAAUAACUGGACUUAGAUAGCGCUUGAUUUCAACAUUUUUUUCAACACACCUUUAUGAUGAACUAUUUAACAGUUCAUAUUUUUUGUUCAGUUAGACAUUAUUCACAGUGUCACUGUGUGUACAACGAUUCAAACAAAAUAAUGAUUUAAAAAAUACCUUUGGACUACACUUACAGGAUUUCAACUAAUGUGACUUCACAUUUUUAUCACAUUCAAAUGCAGCUACUUAUAAAUAAGCCAAACUUUAGUAAGUCUUAAUUUUUAAAAAGAAAGAUACCUUUCUUAAUUUUCUUUUAAAGAUGAAUUUCCUAAAUUGAUCUAUUUCUUGACAUGGCUUAAGUUAUUAGCUACAAUUUUGUAAAAUUAGUUUGAUGCAUUGAAAUCCAUCACCAAUUUGUAAUCCCUUUAUGCACUGCAUUGACAUCUAAUCAAAUGCAUAAUGUUAGUCUUGUAGAUUAUUAUUUUGUCUCAUGAUCUAUGUGAAUAAGUGUGCUUUAUUCUAUCAUGAUUAAUUUUUUUUUCUACACAUGAACCAAUUUUAACUGAAAGCACUGCAUCGAAUGAAUUUUCCAAGAGUACCUGAUAUGAUUGAAUGGAGUGAAUGACUUUGAAAAUGAAUUUGGGUGAUAGUCAUGCUGCUAUUGUUUAACCUGUAUGUGUGUCUGAUUUUAAACACUGUAUUUAAUAUAUCUGUAAAGAAUCUGGAUUUUGGCCUCUCAGCUGAUAGACAUUUGACAUUUACUGUACUCAGUAAAUCUUCAGAAAAAUGUAUUCUUGUGGUGCUCUUAUGUUUAUGGGACAUUUGGUGAACAUAGCAAAUAUUUUGAAAUACCCGGUAACCAAAUUUAGUUUAAAGCUUACUUUGUGAUGACCUAUACUUAAGUAGAAAGAGCAAGUUUGUUUUAAUGUUUCAUUUAUAUUUACGAGAGGCUGUUGCAUCAUCUCAUUUAAAUGUUAAUUAUAUACAAAUGUAAAGAUUGUAUUUAUUUAUCCUAUUUACUGAUAUACUUUUACACAAGAUUUCAAUCAUUUAAAAAGUAGUUUCUUCUCAAGUAAUAUUCUUGUUCAACAGCUGUUAUUCUUGGAAUGGUUUGCUUUUGUUGAUCUGUUUUUUUGUCAUGACAAUGUGAUGCCAACUAAAAUUCUUUCAUUUAUUUUUUAUGUGUAUUUUUUCUUUGACUUUUGUGACAAUGUUUUUAUUUUAAUUUCUCCUGCUCAGCUUAUCUUAUUGAUUUCAUUUUGUCAUCACAAAACUAGAUGCACAUGUAGCACACAGGAGUUUGAGUUGAGAAGAAAUGUUUGUAAGGCUUGUGCCCACACUUCUUAGCAGUCAGGUGGCAUUGAUUGGAUUCAGUUCUCUUUUAAUGACUAAGGCCAAAGAAUUUCGCUUUUAUUAUUGUUUUUUUUCACCCCUGAUUUCUAAGGUUAUAAAUUUUGUUUCUGUAGUAGUUCUUGUUACAUGAAAUAGUUUUUGUAAAUAUGUCAGGGAAAGAAGGUUAUAUUAGUACUUCAUGUUCAUCACUGUGCAUCUAAUAUUGUUGUACUGUUCACUCCCACCUAUUCUUAUACCUACAGAUAGAAAACAGAUUCGGGUACUGGUGAUGUCACUGUCCUUCAUCCCUAUUUAAAUUACCAAGAAUAAAUUAAAAAAAAAAAGUUUUUAUUUGACAAUACUGACAUUCAUAAAUUGGGUAAAACUGUACAUUAUUAAAUUAUUUGUAAAAGCAUCUGAAUAAUCUAUCUAGUUAUUUGACUGGCAUUCACUGGCACUGUAGGAACUGAACACAUUUUCUCUCCCUUAUAUGAUGCUCUUCUACUUAUUUUACUAUUACUUGCCUUUUUUUUUUUCUUUUUGUUUGUACAUAUUCUUUUCUUUCAUUUUAAACGUACAAAGUUAAAACACACUUAGACAUAGUCUCCAAAGGAAAGUCAAAGAAAUUACAGAUGUGUGGUUAUUAUUAUUUAUACUUUAAAAGUUUUGACAGGCCUAUCAAUAUUUUAUGUCCGCAAUUUCUUAAAGAACAUGUUAUUCUUGUAAUUGUGAUACUGUUUGUAAAAAUACAUUUGUGUUUGGCUCUUGAACAUACAUUUGAUGAGAAAUGAAAUAACCUUUUUAAGUGGUUGUAUUAUUUAUCACUAAUAUUCAUUUAGGAAAAUUUUAUCAAAUACAAUACAUUCAUAUCAAAAAAGGAUCUCUAAAAAUUGAGCUAUAACACUGGAAUUGAUGGAUGUUUUCAAUAGCUAAAUAAGAUGCUCACAAUCUUAUUCUCUAGAAAUGAUUCUUUUUAAGAAGAGGAUUUUAACAAAUUGUCUUCUGGGCAGCACAUUAUCUGUAACACUAGAAAAGGUGAUAUUAAAAUGAGUACCCUGGAA
This is a messenger RNA of Biomphalaria glabrata, 4339 nucleotides long. Its product is annotated as EF-hand calcium-binding domain-containing protein 14-like. The record is from RefSeq and is a predicted model, not a curated record. Bases 550 to 1728 code for a protein of 392 amino acids. NCBI's taxonomy places the organism in Eukaryota, Metazoa, Mollusca, Gastropoda, Planorbidae. The transcript has 11 exons.